AGGCACUGGGACCUAGAGCUCAGAAGACCGAGAGGACAGACUGCCGUGUUGCCACCACAGGCUGGACCAUGGACCCCCAAGAGAUGGUCGUCAAGAACCCAUAUGCCCACAUCAGCAUCCCCCGGGCUCACCUGCGGCCUGACCUGGGGCAGCAGUUAGAGGUGGCUUCCACCUGUUCCUCAUCCUCGGAGAUGCAGCCCCUGCCAGUGGGGCCCUGUGCCCCAGAGCCAACCCACCUCUUGCAGCCGACCGAGGUCCCAGGGCCCAAGGGCGCCAAGGGUAACCAGGGGGCUGCCCCCAUCCAGAACCAGCAGGCCUGGCAGCAGCCUGGCAACCCCUACAGCAGCAGUCAGCGCCAGGCCGGACUGACCUACGCUGGCCCUCCGCCCGCGGGGCGCGGGGAUGACAUCGCCCACCACUGCUGCUGCUGCCCCUGCUGCCACUGCUGCCACUGCCCCCCCUUCUGCCGCUGCCACAGCUGCUGCUGCUGUGUCAUCUCCUAGCCCAGCCCACCCUGCCAGGGCCAGGACCCAGACUUCAGCAAAUGUGGCUCACACAGUGCCGGGACAUGCCGGGACAUGCGGGGUGGCUGUUGUCAUGGGCGUCUGCCCCUUCACACCAGGCACUGGGGCUCAGACCCACCAGGAAGGUGGCCGUUCAGCCCGAGCUCCUGAAACGGAAUCCCAGGUCCUGGCUGGAGAGGGACACCCCUGAUUACCUUAAGGCCCAGGCAAUAAAGCAGGGUGAUCUUCCUCCCAGCAA
Messenger RNA from Homo sapiens (human), 762 nucleotides. RefSeq names its product cysteine rich tail 1 (gene CYSRT1). The coding region runs from base 69 to 503 and encodes 144 amino acids. The transcript has 2 exons. Lineage: Eukaryota; Metazoa; Chordata; Mammalia; Primates; Hominidae. Gene Ontology annotation, cellular component: cornified envelope. The record is from RefSeq and is marked validated.